Tripterygium wilfordii is the source of this 898-nucleotide messenger RNA. RefSeq names its product protein GLUTAMINE DUMPER 3-like. Gene Ontology annotation, biological process: regulation of amino acid export. Bases 101 to 448 code for a protein of 115 amino acids. The record is from RefSeq and is a predicted model, not a curated record. The transcript has a single exon. Lineage: Eukaryota; Viridiplantae; Streptophyta; Magnoliopsida; Celastrales; Celastraceae.
AAACAUUUCCAAAAUUAUUAUUACCAUUCCUAUCUCUGAGAAGUGAGAACCCAUCGAAUACAUCUCACUCAUCACACCUUAACCACCAAGUAUAAUCUGAAUGGCAAGCCCUUCACACUCACAGCACACCAACUAUAAUCUGAUGACUCCGCAACACUCGCCGUGGAGUUCUCCGGUGCCCUACUUGUUCGGCGGAUUGGCGGCUAUGCUUGGCUUAAUUGCUUUUGCUCUAUUGGUCCUGGCUUGUUCAUACUGGAAGCUGUCCGGGUACUUAGAGGGCGGAGAGGGAAGCGGUGGAGGAGAGCUAGAUUUGGAGGCCGGAGAGGGAGGUAAGGGUGACGAUGUCCAGAAUCUACCGGCGGUGAUGGAGGAGAAGAUAUUGGUGAUUAUGGCGGGCCAAGUGCAGCCAACUUACUUGGCUACGCCAGUGUUGAGUAUAACGUCGUAGUUUCGCGAUCGGAGUGAGAAGAGCUGGUUUUGCGAUGAAAAACUGGUUAAGCGGAAGGGUGAUGUUCAGGUACGGAUGGGGAAUAAAUUAAAAUCUUUCCCUUCUUUUUCUUUUUUCCUGUCUUUCUAGAUGGAUUCUUGGGAUAGCGCAGGGAGGGGUCUGCCAUCUGUGUACAAUGAAUUAUGCAUCAAUAUAUGGAAGAGUACAAUUAGAUGAAUUAAAUUACAGGAUACUCUGUUUUUCGCUUCUGAGAAUACAGAGAGAGCAGAGUCGAAGGUAAGGGAAAGAGCAUGUGUAAUACCAUGGUCUUUGCAGUGAAGACUUCUUCUGAGGUCACGCCAUUGUCUACAUUGAAGUCAAUCCUGGUCCAAUCUCUUGUAGCACAGACUUGUUACAUCAUUAGUGAGUCAUUUCUUGCACAUUAAAAACAGAUAGCAUUAAAUGUAGUUG